Trichomycterus rosablanca is the source of this 5432-nucleotide messenger RNA. It is a transcript of the gene plb1, whose product is annotated as phospholipase B1. The record is from RefSeq and is a predicted model, not a curated record. Gene Ontology annotation, biological process: phospholipid metabolic process. The transcript has 44 exons. Gene Ontology annotation, molecular function: phosphatidylcholine lysophospholipase A1 activity; A2-type glycerophospholipase activity; retinyl-palmitate esterase activity. The coding region runs from base 1598 to 5137 and encodes 1179 amino acids. Gene Ontology annotation, cellular component: brush border membrane. NCBI's taxonomy places the organism in Eukaryota, Metazoa, Chordata, Actinopteri, Siluriformes, Trichomycteridae.
GACCUCAUCGACGUUCUCGAAGGCGUUGAUGACAUCAUAAGGCAGGCAGGACAGCAGGUCGAUGACGAACCACGUCUUCAGGUAGUUCAUGCGGAUGAGCUUGGGGUCGGAGAUGACCUCGCCCGCCGGCCCCACGAAGGUGGUGUGGAAGUUCAGCACGAUGUCCACCAGGAAGAUGACGUCCACCACGCUGUCCACCACCAGCCAGGCCACGUUGUUCUGCUUGGUCUUGAAGGAGACGUUGUAGGGCACCAUGAUGGCCGUGUAGAAGGUGAGGAUGAGGAUCACCCAGUCCCACGUGGUCUUGAAGGCGCAGUAGUGCAGGAUGAUGUGCGGCGGCGUCUUCGGCGUCUCCUGCUUGUACUGAGGCAGGAUCUCCGAGCCCAGCUGCAGCACCUGGAGGAGGGGAGGAGGAGCCAAAGGGCAUCGGUCAGCGGUCCGGUACGUCCAGAGACCAGCGCCACUCUAAAAUAAAUACCGAAUUUUUUAGGAUUUACAGAUGCGACUCCUCUGUAAAGGUGGAACCCUGCGGGAUUUAUAAUAACCGCCUUAAAUAAUGUUGAAUGAGGAGGCCUGGUUUGCAGUCAUCGUUCCAGUUCAUACCAAGGGGGUUCAGGGGUUGAGGUCGGGGCAGGACUCUAAAGUUCCUCCAACUGAUAUUGUACACCUGCUAGCGAUGGGUGUGGCUUCUACACCUGAACUCAGUCAUUAAGAGGGACGUCCACACACUAUUGUCCAUAUUUAUAGUGUAAUAUUCUUUCGGCCGCCCCCGUAUUUAGGCAUCGCCACAGCGGAUCUGGUCCUCAUAAAUGUGUGUGUUUAUGUGUGUGUCUGUGUUUAUAUGUGCGGUGUCUGUGUGUGUGUUUAUGUGUGUCGGUGUGUGUGUGAGUGUGUGUGUGUUUGUGUGUGUGUUUACGUUUAUGUGUGAGUGUGUGUGAGUAAGUGUGUCUGUGUGUGUGUUGGUGUGUAUGUGUGUGUUAGUUUAUGUGAGUGUGUCUGUGUGUGUCUGUGUGUGACUGUGUGUGUCAGUUAUUGUGUGUUAGUGUGUGCAUUAAUGUGAGUGUGUCUGUGUGAUUGUGUGUUAGCUUGUGUGUGUUAGAGUGUGUGUGUAUGUGUGUUAGUAUAUGUGUGUGUGUUUUAUGUGUGUGGGUGUGUCUGUGUGUGUGUUCAUGUGUGUGGGUGUGUGUUUAUGUGUGUGUCCGUGUAUGUGUGUGUCCGUGUAUGUGUGUGUGUGUUUAUGUGUGUGUGUGUGUGAGUGUGUGUCUGUGUGUGUGCGUGUGUUUAUGUGUGUCGGUGGGUGUGUGAGUGUGUGUCCGUGUAUGUGUGAGUGUGUGUGUGAGUCUGUGUCUGUGUGUGUGCGUGUGUUUAUGUGUGUGUGUGUGUGUGUGUGUGUGUGUGUGUGAGUGUGUGUCCGUGAAUUUGUGUGUGUUUAUGUGUCUGUGUGAGUGGGUGUGUAUGAGUGUUAGUGUGUAGGUGUUUGUGUGUCUUAGUUUAUGUGAGUGUGUCUGUGUGUGUAUGUGUCUGUGUGUGUGUGUGUGUGUGUGUAUGUGUCUGUGUGUAUAUGUAUAUGUGUUAGUAUGUGUUAGUGUGUUAGUAUAUGUGUGUGUUUGUGUGUGUUUGUGUGUCUCUCCCAAAAUUUCUCCCAAUUCCCCCUAUUGCUGUUUCCUUGUCACCUGCACCACCCCCGCGCUGGCAGAGGAGAGCUGAGACUAUCACACACCCCUUCCGACAGACACCUAUUCACCUGCUGCUGGUUCUUUUCAGCUGUGUCUGUUUGGAUGCCCGUCCAGACGGCUGGAGCUGCUGCAGGACUCCUCGACUGCUGGUUAGAGCUCGGGAGGAAACCGGAGCUUCCAUAGGAAACCCACACAGACACGGGGAGAACAUGCAAACCUCACACAGAAAGGACCCGGACCGCCCCACCUGGGGAUCGAACCCAGGACCUUCUUGCUGUGAGGUGACAGUGCUACCCACCGAGCCAACGUGCCGCCCAUAUAUCGACACUGUUCCUGCGCUGCGUUGUACCCAGUCGAGUCCCUCAGCCUCCUUACCUUCAUCAGUGCACUUGGUGAGACCUGCAGAUGUAAGUGUGCUGUCUGCACUCGGACUGUCCGACUCAUACAGAUCUGCUGAUGUCAGGAUCCUAAAUGGACUUCUGGCGAUUCUGUCCGGCUUUAAUCCAGAUGUGAGCAUGGUGCUACCAGAACCGAGGGAUCUGUUGGAAGAAGCUGAGAACCUUGCUGUCGCCCUCAACAAUAAUCAGUGGAAGCUGAUCCUUCUUUUCGUGCCGGUGGAUGAGUUGUGCCGCUGCACAGAUCAGAUGGCUUUAACAGUCAACUCAACUGUACACAGAGUAAAGACGGCACUGGACAAACUACAUGAGAAGUUGGAUCGGGUUCUGGUUCAUGUUGUGGUUUGGGGCGGCCGAACUGAUUCUGAUUCAAACAGCAGACGAUGUGAAUGUCAGUACGAGGAUGCGGUCAGUUCAAGGGUUCGGACCUGGUACAGAGCUGCAUUUACAGCCGCCCUGCUGGAGUCUCUGGGUGCCCUGCUGCAGAGGCAUCACUGCUGGAAUGAUCGAGAAGACUUCACGGUUGUGCUGCAGUCCACUCCAACACACUUCGAUUCCUCGGAUGAUCCAGAGGAAGGCGCCACCGCUUCUGACCCGCAGACGAUCCUGCAGUUGUGGAUGAAAUUGCUACAGUCGGAGGAGACGAGCGCCGCUCCUGUUCCCUGCCCAUCAGAGGAGAAGCCGUAUCUGUACACGCAGUGCAAAUCAUUCCUUAAUCCACAGAAUAAUGAAGCAGAAUCUCAGCUCAGUCCCAUGACGGGUACUAGUUUCCUGUGUAACGAAACGAGCCCGUCUCCUUCGGCUCCCACCUCAGUCCAUGCCCUCCGACCGGCUGAUGUCAAAGUGGUGGCGGCUUUAGGAGACUCCAUUACAGCAGGAAACGGAGUGGGUGCAAGUCAGAACAACCUCCUGGGGGUCCUGACUGAGUAUCGAGGUCUGUCCUGGAGUGUUGGAGGUGACGGCAGUCUCUCAUCUGUAACCACCUUAGCGAAUAUCCUGAGGGAGUUUAACCCUUCACUCACUGGAUAUUCAACCGGGACUGGAAAAGCAAAUACGAAGCAGGCGUUUCUCAACCAGGCCGUAGCUGGAAGUGAGAGCAAAGAUCUGCCCCCCCAGGCACGAACCCUUAUCACAAGAAUGAGCAACGACUCGAGCAUCGAUUUCCAUAAUGACUGGAAGGUCGUCACCCUCUUCAUCGGAGGAAACGACUUGUGUGAAUUCUGCGAUGACACGGAGUUUUACUCUGCCAGCAAUUUUUCCAGUCGCAUCCGGGAUACGUUGGACAUCUUACAUCGCGAGGUUCCUCGUGCUCUGGUGAAUGUGGUGGAACUUUUUGACAUCGUUAUACUCCGACAGUUACACCAGACCUCCGGUCUCGGCUGCCCCACCUGGCUCGUCAAGAGUCUCUGUCCUUGUGUGAUCAAUCCUGCAGAAGGAUCACCAGAGCUGGAGCAGUUAAUUCAGAUCAACAGAGCAUAUCGGAAUGCAACAAGAAGCCUGGUGGAUUCUGGUCGAUAUAACACCCGUCCUGACUUCACCGUACUCAGGCAGCCAUUUUUCACAAACGUGUCCUUCCCUGUUCUACCGAAUGGCAAACCUGAUCGUUCCUACUUCGCCGCAGACUGUUUUCAUCUCAGUCAGAAAUCCCACUCUCUGAUGGCUAAAGCUCUCUGGAACAACAUGAUUGAGCCUGUGAACAGUAAAACCACCUCUGUGGAUUUUAAUGAGGGCGUGUCCAUGAAAUGCCCCACUGCUAGCAGCCCUUAUUUGUUCACAUAUGAAAACAGUGUACCAGCCACGGCUACACCUCCGAUCCCGAACUGGGGUAGCGACUUCUCCUGCGUGCACACAUCACCAUCAGAUACCAUACCUGCAUCAGUUCACAGGUUGCGACCGGGUGACAUUAACGUUGUUGCUGCUUUAGGAGACUCUAUUACUGCUGGCUUUGGAGCGAAGGCCGAAAACCUCCUGGAGCUGCCUAACGAGGAAAGAGGGGUGUCCUGGAGCAUUGGGGGUGAUGAAACUCUGGAGACUGUCACCACAAUACCAAACAUCUUGAAGAAUUUCAACCCACAUGUGUUUGGCUUCUCGAAGGGGCGUGGCAAGAGGCCCAACGGCUUCAACAUGGCAGUGAGUGGCGCCAAAGCCAGAGAUAUACCUGGGCAGGUGAGAGAUCUGGUGAAGGAGUUAAAGAACAGCACAAACGUGGACUUUGAGAAGGACUGGAAGUUGGUGACUCUGUUUAUAGGCGGUAAUGAUCUGUGCCAGUAUUGUGAAGAUCAGACCUCCCUCUCACCUAAGAAGUAUAUUGGACACAUCAGGGAUGCUCUGGACAUCCUGUAUCAUGAGGUCCCCAGGGUGCUGGUCAAUUUUGUUGAGAUCCUACAGAUCGAGGACUUGCGUAAAAUCAAAUCAAACAUGACCGGGUGCGCUCUGCUACAGUCGAAUAUUUGUCCGUGUUUUCUACGUCCUGAGGAGAACUCAGAGGAACUCUCCCAGAUGAAGAGGGUCAAUCGAGAGAUCCAGACGGAGACGGAAAGGUUGGCGUUCGGAGGACGAUAUGGGGGCAGAGAAGACUUCGCUGUAGUUCUGCAGCCUUUCUUCCAAAACACUGCAGUUCCAAUGGGAGCGGACCGACAGCCGGACCUGAGCUUCUUCUCCGUGGACUGUUUCCACUUCACCGAGCGCAGCCAUGCUGAGAUGGGCAUCGCUCUCUGGAACAAUAUGUUGGAGCCGGUGGGAAGCAAGCAGACCUACAACAACUUCACGCAUGACCGCAGCAGGAUGAGCUGCCCCUCCGAGGAUCGUCCCUUCAUCUUCACAUUAGCAAACAGUUUCAACAUUGAACCAACCAAAACCACCCAACCACCACCACCGACGACGACCUCUCAUCCCCCCGCUGCGCCCCGAGGAUCGGUGGAAUUCUGGGCGGCGGCCCUGUUAGCGAUCGCUGGCACUGUGGUCGGUGCCACCGUCACCUGGCUCAUCCUGUCCUGCCGACACGAGAGGAAGAAAAACGAGAAACUGCGAUUAGUAAUGAUACAGGGCUACGAACAAAAGUUAUGAACAAGACUGAGCAGCACUGAGCAGCACUCGACCCUCAAAUGCUUGAAUGUAUUCAGACACAGUUUAAGUUGCUCUGUAUAAAAGUGUCUGUGAAAUAAGGCAUAAAAAUGUAGAAGAAAUAAGAUCAGGAUACACGUUUAACAUGUUUACCGUUAUGAGAUGCAGCUGAAGGUGGUUGCAGCUGUUUAUUUACCUAUAAAGUGACAGAAAUCAUGUUGAUUUAUAUUGUUUAAUGUAAAUGCACUAAAACCUUUGUCAGAAAUAAAACAGACCUGCUUUUUGGCAGCAUACAAGA